Molecule: messenger RNA, 1432 nt
Organism: Drosophila biarmipes
Lineage: Eukaryota; Metazoa; Arthropoda; Insecta; Diptera; Drosophilidae
Product: gastrula zinc finger protein XlCGF7.1
Exons: 2
Coding region: 300-1091 (263 amino acids)
Biological process (GO): regulation of transcription by RNA polymerase II
Molecular function (GO): DNA-binding transcription factor activity; RNA polymerase II cis-regulatory region sequence-specific DNA binding
Source: RefSeq, a predicted model, not a curated record
AAAUUAAUUUUGAAAGGUUUAUAAGGUUACCAAGCGUUUCUUGUUUAUUUAUAAAAUUGUCUCUACAAAAAAGAGCAUUUCCUUCUUAAAAUAAUGCCGAAACACCAACUACUGAAAUCGCCAAAACUCGUAAAAAAUAGGUCUUUCCGCAGGAGCGGAUUUGUAGAGACUUUUCACCUUUCAAGUGAACUUCCUCUUGAAGAAAAAACCCACUCUGUCUGAACAGGGCACACUUCCCCUACAUAUGUUAAGAAAGGGAAGCACUUCAGCUGGCAGCUAAGCAAAACAUCCUCAGCGCGAUGGAGUCGUCCGUGUGCCGUGUUUGCCUGGUCCACCAAGCUGAUGUCCGCUUCCCAGAACCCAUCUGCACGUCCUGCCUGCGGGAUAAGCUAAAUGCAUUCCUCGAUGAAGAUAUGUUCCUAGAAUCGGACAGCGAAAACGAGAAGCCAAACCUCGAGGAAGCACCUAUUCUAGUUGAUGACUUGGAGCAGAAGCCACAGAGAGACCAGAGCCCAUGCCUGGCGAGAAAGGAACCACUCAAAAAGGAAGACAUUAAGAGGGAGCGGUGCAGUAUUUCCAGCUUGUACGAUGUCCAAGUGAAAUUGGAGGACACAGAAAGUGACUAUCAAGAAGAGGAUGAUUCUAUCAUCGAUACAGAGCUGGAAAACACACGUGACCGGCCCUACAAGUGCCCUCUGUGCGGCAUGUCCUUUGGCCAGAGCGUGAGUCUUCAGGCUCACUCGCAAACCCACGCGAGGAAGGAGUGCUCGCCGUGCUCAAAGGUUUUCGCGACUGAUGUAAAACUUAGGAGGCACUACCUGGAAGUGCACGCGGACGAGCGUCCAUUCAAGUGCUCGGUCUGCCCAAAGGACUACAGAAUGCGCAGCAAACUUCACAGGCACUUGCGGAUCCACACGGGAGUCCGGCCAUUCAAGUGCAACUACUGCUCGAAGACCUUUACCCAGGGUCAGCAUCUGCGGGCUCACAUACGAACUCACACCGGAGAACGACCCUUCAAGUGCCCCAAAUGCGAAUCUUGCUUUGCUCAACAUGCAUCCCUGCGAACACAUUUUCAGCUGCAUACUAAUUAGUUUACAUCUUAAGAAUUUCCUGCCAAUCCACGCAGCAGAACGUCUGUCAGGAACAUCUUGCCAUUUCCAGUCGCCCCUGAACCUCUGUGACGUCUAUAACUAUAUCCGUAAUAGCUUUUAGUAUAAUAUUAACAUUUAGUAUAGCACAUUUAGUACUUAAGCACAUUUCUUGCUCACUUCUGUUAUAUUUAUAAAAUUAUCAUUCCUAAAGCAACCAAGGGGAACCAGGACUAAGGCCUGGUUAACACUAUUACCAUAGUAGGGCUAUUGGUGACGUGGUUCUCGGCGUUUUAACCGCAAAUAUUUGCACGUUCUGUAAAUAAAAUAUUAUUUACUUAAUA